Molecule: messenger RNA, 735 nt
Organism: Fomitiporia mediterranea MF3/22
Lineage: Eukaryota; Fungi; Basidiomycota; Agaricomycetes; Hymenochaetales; Hymenochaetaceae
Exons: 3
Coding region: 1-735 (244 amino acids)
Molecular function (GO): protein N-terminal-serine acetyltransferase activity; protein-N-terminal-alanine acetyltransferase activity
Source: RefSeq, a predicted model, not a curated record
AUGCUUGACCCAAAUUUCGUGUUUCCCGUUCGCGAUCUCGAGAGUGCUCGUGUCAAGUUGACACCAUUCGACCCUCUCUUGCACGGAGAGGAAUACUUUCAGAAAAGCAAAGAAGUUCCAGAGAUAUACAAACUCUACCAUUCCGGUCCGUUCAACUCAAGAGAGGAAUUUUUCGACGAAUAUAUCGAGGAAAGGAUUCAGAAAGAUCCAAAUUCAGUCCUAUUUGCUAUCUUGGAUAAAACUAGUGAAAAUCAACUAAUCUCGCUGCCAGAGGGCACUCCACGUCUCGCGGGGACUAUCGGCCUCUUGAACACCAAACUAGUGAAUCAGAGUACAGAGAUCGGAACCAUUGUCGUCUUCCCCGAAUUCCAGAAAACGCACGUAACAUCCAACGCGAUCGGCCUCCUUCUACACUAUUGCCUCGAACUUCCUGCCGAACACGCCAAAGGCGAACUCAAGUAUGGUCCGGGCCUCGGAUUGCGACGCGUGCAGUGGACAGCACAUGGGGAGAAUACCCAGUCUGUUCGUACUGCGGAGCGCAUGGGAUUCCGAAAGGAGGGUUUGAUGCGCUGGGAUAGACCAUUGAGAGAAGGAAAGAUCGGAUUGCACGUAUCUCCUGAGCGUGCGGCCGUUCGUGCGGGCGUCGGAAUACAUAUCUGGAUGUUGUCGUUGUGCUGGGAUGAUUGGGAACUUGAUGGAACUUGCGCGGCCGUGCAGCAGCAGAUGGAUCGUUAA